Messenger RNA from Pelagomonas calceolata, 3111 nucleotides. Lineage: Eukaryota; Pelagophyceae; Pelagomonadales; Pelagomonadaceae. The record is from the annotation of a GenBank genome assembly.
UUCUUCCACGUGUGGCGCGCGGACGCCCAUGACGGAAAUGGCCAAGAGCGCAUAGAGCGCGACGAAGACCAUCGCCAUCUGUCCCCACGUGCGACAGGCGACGCAGGCGGCGCCGGCUCCAACAAGUGUGAAGGGGCCGAGCUCGCGGUAAUCGAGCAAUGCUCGCGAGAUGCGCACGACCCGGUCCAGCAUCGUCGCCGGCGCCGCGUCCAAUUCGUCGAGGCACGCGUGGAUGACGGCCUGGACCAGGUGCAUGCGCCGCAGACUAUCGGUCUCGCGGAGCACGUGCAACCGGAUGUCGCGCACGGCCCGCAGGGGCGGCAGCUCGUUCACGAGUGCGGCGGACCAAAGCCCGAGCGCCUCGAAGUCGGAGGGCGGGUCGGCGCCCAGGACCUCCAUCGUGCCCAUGUCCAGUCUCCCCGUUCUCUGGAACGUCACGCGAAUUAGACAUUGAGACGCCGCCGUCAGUGCCGCCGCGGCGGCGGCGAGCGUCGCUUCCUGCUGCGGUAGGAUGGCGUCGUCCGUGAGCUCCGAGACGACGGCGACGCGUAGGUUUGAGUUAUCCUGCCAGUCGCGCUCGCAUCGCAGGCGCCUUCGACCGACGACCUCGAUGUAGUAGCGGCCGUCGCGCGACUGGUCGAGCGACGUUAUCUCGACCUCGCAGAGUACUUGUGCGCCGGGACCCGCCAUGGCAAAGGUCGGCGGCUCGCGCUGGCGCGCGCGCGCCACCAGUUGUCGAUAGCGCGGCUCGAAGAUGUGGAGCUGCAGUCUUUGCUGCGGCAGGACGUGGUAGAGCUGAAACACGCCGAGCGUCCGCUCAGUGACCGGUACGAACGGCGGCGCCUCAUUGGCUCGAGCGGCGUACUCGGCCGGCGCGAGGCGGCGGAUCGCCGUGGCCAGCGCCGAACUGACCGGCAGGUUUGCGGGGACGCCGCGCCAGCUCGCUCUACAUGUCGGGCAGCGCGGGUCGCGGCGGCGCGCCUCGCCGGCGCAGCGCCGGCAGAACGAAUGCCCGCACGGUCCCGUGUAGGGCUCGUAGAGGAGCUCGACGCAGAUCGAGCAUUCGAACUCGUCAAGAUUCUCGGCAGCGGCGUUGCGCGUUGACGAGCGCCGUAGCAUGAUGACGUGACGCGCGUUGCGGGCAGCGGUGUGAGUCGUGUCACAGAGCACAGCUGGCAGUGUGAGCUUUAAACGUGCGCACGCGUCGUCGCGUUGCUUUUGACGUGGACGGAUGUACUUGGAGACCUACUUUAUGCGCUCACAACGUAAAGCUAGGCACUCGCGUGGUCUGUGCUGUCGUUUGCUGUUGUGUUCGUCGCGGGUAUUUCCUCUCACGAUUGAGUUGCAUUUGGAGCCUAAACACAGCGUAUUUGGAGCGAUAACACUGCGCACAACAGCAGCUGAUAGCUGACUGUAUCAUACAGACGUGUGACAAAGUACGGCUGCGCUCGACGCCGCCGCAGCGAGCACAACAACUGCAGCUAGGCGCCGCAGCGAGCACCACAACUGCAGCUAGGCGAUGGACCAAGGGCCAACCAAGCGCCAGAAGACCGCCGACGCCGUCCUGCAGCCGCUCGGCGACGAUCAGAUCAAAGCGAAACAAAGCGAGUACGCGACAGCCACGCCGUACCCCCACGUCGUCCUGAGCCCCGCGAUCGACGACGCCACCCUGAAAAACGCGCGACGCGAAGCCAUUCAUGAAUUGAGAGCGGACUACAAGGAAACGGACCUGUUUAAGGUGUAUCAGGUGCCGCACGAUCUUGGCACGAUAGAAAGGACCGCACCGCACCUCGCGGACAAGGCGCCUUCACUGUUACGAGUUAGGGACGCCCUCUACUCAGAGUCGACGCGACGCCUCGUGGAACGGAUCACGGGCUGCGGUCGCAUCGGCGACACCGUGGACUGCUCCGCGAACGUCUACAUGCGAGGAGGCCACUUGUUGUGCCACGACGACGUCAUCGGUAACAGACUUGUGAGUUUUGUGCUGUACCUCGUGGACGAGGACUGGUCCGAGGAAGAUGGAGGCGCCUUCGAGCUCUUUCCCGUGGUCGAUGGGGAGCCCUCACCGAUCCCGUGCAACCGAGUCGAUUGCAAAUGGAACUCUUUAUUACUGUUCAAAGUCGAACCGGGCAAGUCGCACCACGCCGUCGCCGAAGUGCUUGGAGACAAGCCUCGGCUCACGAUUAGUGGAUGGUACCACGCGCGGGAACAGAGGGACGGCGCCGCGGCUCGGGCGUCGUCCUUGGGACAGCUUCGCGUUGUUGAACAGCGUUCUUUCAAGAGUUUUGACGGGGAUGACGACGAGGACGACGUUGAUCGUGCUUUGUCGAGCGACGACGUCUCUGCGCUUGGGGCGUGGGUCGCGCCGGCCUAUCUGGACCCGGAGGCGUGGCCGCGUUUAAGGGACCACUUCGCGAAUGACAGCGCCGCUCGAUUGGUGGACUUUUGUCGUGAUGAAAUUGCGAGUGAGAUCUCAAAAAGUGAGAUGGCGGGCCCUCAUGACACCUGGCGCGUCGUGGGCCCGCCGCACAAGCGGCGCUACGGCGUCCCCCGGGGCGACUCGGACCUCGGGCGAGCUUUGGCGAAGAUUGAGCAUGGUGCGUCAAGCGCGGCGUUUCGACGGUUGCUCGCGAGGAUCACGGGCGUGCGGCCCGUCGCGCGCGAUUCCACGAUCAGAAGGUUCCGCCCGGGCCGCGACUACACGGUGGCCGUGUCCGGGGACCCCGUUCCUGUUAUUGAUGCGACGUUUUGUUUUCUGGGGGGUUCCGACGACGAGGCGUGGGCGUCCGGCGAAGUCGGCGGCUUCGAGACAUAUAUAGAGGCCGAGGACGAGGGCGACGCCGACGCGGCGGUCUACGCGGGCGAGAGUGGCGAGGGCGGCGAGGAGGGCGGGGAUUUGCUGUCGGUCGAGGCGCAACAUAACUGCCUGUCGAUCGUGCUGCGGGACCCGGGGACGCUGCGCUUCGUGAAGUACGUGUCCGCCUUCGCGCCAUCGGCGCGCUGCGACGUGGAGGUCGUGUGUCGGAUCCACGACGAGGAUUUGCCCGAUCCGGACGCCUCGGGCGACGAUAGCGAUGAGUAGUAAAACCAAUAUUAGGGGGGUAAUCGCGC